Molecule: messenger RNA, 6018 nt
Organism: Closterium sp. Naga37s-1
Lineage: Eukaryota; Viridiplantae; Streptophyta; Zygnematophyceae; Desmidiales; Closteriaceae
Source: the annotation of a GenBank genome assembly
AUGGAACGCGAGUGGCAACGGCAGCAGCGGGAGGAGGUGAGGCGGCGGCAAUACGCCUUAGACUCUGCCUCAGACGGAACCUCACAGGGGGGCAUGCCGGAUGCCUUGUCGCCUGGGCUCACCCCGUCCGUGGGCGCUACUGGGAUGGGGUACACAGGGAUGGAGGGGAGCGAGUAUGGGGAGAGGACGCCCGAGGAGAUGACUGGGGAGAAUGAGUAUAUAGAUGAGCUGCAGGAGCUGCAGUCGCCUGGCGGGAUGGGGUCUGUGGGUGGCGGUGGUAGUGGUGGAGGUGGUGGUGGGGGGGUUGGGACUCCUAUGACUGGUAUGUCUCCCCGUGGAGCGCUGGGAAGCUGGAGUAAGGGGCCGGGGGGGACGCCGCAGACGCCGGUUAGUAUGGUUGGUAGCACGGGCACGGUUCCUGGGACUGCUGGCACAGGCGCGGGGUAUAAGCCCGCGUGGGCGGAGUCAGGCGGGGCGAGCGCGGCAGGCGGGGGGAUGGGCGCGGGCGGGGGUGGUCCGGGGGAGGGGCACCUGGUUUCCCCGCCCUCGAGUAUGAAUUCGUCCCCUGUGGCAACUCCGCAGCACCAGCAGCAGCACCAGCACACGCGUCUGGCCUACCCUGAGUAUUACCAGACAUCGGGCAGGGCAGGAAGCGGGGGAGGCGGGGGGAGUGCUGCUAGCGGCGCGGCCAGCGCCGCGUAUGGUAACCACCACCAGGGGGGAGCACGCGGGGGAGGGAUAGGGGGAGGCAGCGGAGGGGGGGGCAGCGCGGGCGCAAAGGGGAACGGCGCGCUGCCCUCGCCCAGCGCAGGCGCCAUGUCGCCCGUCCCUGCUGGUCCCAUCCCCGACGGGUUCAGCCCCUUAGGCUCCGUGGGAAGCUCCCUGACAAACCCGCUUGGGGCAGUGCACGGGCGCGGCAGAGGAGGCGCGGUUAUGCGGGACUAUCCGGGGGAGCUGGCGGCGGCGGAGGCGGCUAUAGAGGAGCUGCAGCGGGACUGCGUGAAAUACCAGCUGAACGCGCGAAAUCUCACCAGGGAGGUGGAGAGUCUGAGAAGCCAGCUGGCUGAGGCGAUCACGCAGGACCAGAGGGCUGAUAUUGCGAUAGGGGAGUUGAAAGGGGAGAGGGAUCAGCUUCAGGAGGAGCUGAACCAGCUGCGGAUGGGGCGGGGAGGCGGGGAAGUGGGCGGCGGGGGGAUGGGGGAGGGGAGCGAGUGGAGCAUGGGCGGACCCGGGGGCAUGCGCGGGGGGAUGGGGGGCGGCAGGGAGGUGGAGAUGCUGAUGGAAGAGGUGGAGUAUCUCAAGGGCACGGUUGAUAGCUUAUCAGCGCAGCUGGAGGUGUUUCAACGGGAUAACGUGGAGCUGUCUAAGUCGCUUGAGGAGGCGGAGAGAGAGGCGGGGAAGUACAGGCGGGACGCGGAGGAAUUGUUUGAGGAUAGGCGGGAGGCGCAAGCGGUGGCGAAGCGGCUGCAGAAGCAGAUGGAGGAGAAGGAGGCGGACUGGAACCGGCGGCUGGCGGAGCUUGCGCAGGGGAAUGGGGGGAUGGACGGGUUGGGUCUGAGCGGGUUGGGGGUUUCGGAGGGGAUGGGCGGCGUGGGAGGGAGCGUGCAGUCGUCGGUUAAGAGGAGUUUGUUUGGCGGGGCGGACAGGCGCGCGGGGCUGGUUCCGCGGAACCUGAGGGAUGAGCUGGAGCUCGCGACAGAGAGCGAGGGGGAGGUUAGGGGAGGCGGAGGAUGCAAUAAGCGGUACGCAGGGUAUGACGGGCAGGAGAGCAGCGGGACGGCGGGCAUGACUUGUGAUGAGAGCGUGCUGUUAGAGCUCCAACAGAAGGUGGAAGAACUGGAGAAAGAAGCGCAGGAGCUCACAGCAGAGAGUCUUGAGCUAGCUACGGAAUUGAACACGGCGAAUAAGGAGGCUGAGCAGAAGGAGGUGUUGAUCGAGCAGCUGAAGCAGGAGUUGGUCGCGGCGAGGGGUGGGAGAGGGCUUCCGGCGAGUAUAGCGCAGCUGCUACAGACGAAACCCAAGCCGAAGCCGUACCAGCCUGUGCAGCUGCGGCAGCAGCGCCCGGCGCCGCCCCCGCCUCCUGCUCCCCCUGCCCCGUGCCUGUGUCCGAAAUGCUCUGAGCCGUCCGCCCCUGCGCUCUGCGCGAAGUGCACCCCGCCUCCCCCGCCCCCGCCGCCGCCUGCGGCCCCAUCUCCGCCUCCGCCCCCGCCCCCUCCCCCUGCCCCUGUAGAGGAAACUAAGAAACCAGAGGUUGCGGUGAGGGCUGUGAGCAGCGAGGGCGGCAGCAGCGUGUCCGAGGAAGAUGCGCGGAAGCUGCAGGCGCGCGUGCAGGAGCUGCUGGAGCAGCUGCGGGUGCAGCGGGCGGAGGCGCAGGCCGCCAAGGAGGAGGUGGUGCAGCUGCGCAGCAAGGUGCGCGUCACUGAAAUGGCCACCCAGCGCGCGAAUGACAGGCUUAGCAUCUUAGAGGAGUAUGAACGGAGGGCUAGGGAGGUGGAGGCGGAGUUGGAAAGUACCAAGAAGCUGCUGACGGCGGGGCGGCGGGCGAGGGAGGAGGCGGAGAGGAGGCAUGAGCUAGAGGUGGAGCAUUUGAAGGAGGCGCGGGCUGACGUGGAGAGUCAGCUGACGAGGUAUGUGGAGGAGGUGGGGCGGCUGGAGAAGAAGUGUGCUGAUGAGGGACAGGCAGGAAAAGAGCUGAGUGAGAGGCUGGCCCAGGUGCUGGAGAAUGGGGUUGGUGGGAUUGACUUGGAGGAUUCUGCGAGUCUGGCUGCGAGGGCGGAAGGGUUGGAUCCUGCUGGGAAGGUGGCGCUGCUUGCUGAGGUGGCGUCUAAGUGGCGCGCGCGGGCUGCUGAGCUGGCGAAGGAGAAGGAGAAGCUGCGGGAGGAGAAGGGUGACGUGGAGGGGAAGAUGGAGGAGCUGGAGAAGGGGAUGGGGUCGUGGCGGAGCGAUAGGGCGGGUUUGGAGAAGCAGGUGCGGCUGCUGGACGAGGGGAAGAGAUUGGCGGAGUCUCGGGUUCAAGAGGUGGAGUUGCAGUUGUCUGCUAUGCAGGAGCUUCUAGAUGAUGCCAAGGCGGAUUCUGCUGCUGCUGUGAGGCGCAGCAACGGUGGUAUGAGCGCCAGUGAGGUGGAGGAGAUGAGGGAGAGCAAUCAGAAGGCGAGGAGGCGGAUUGUGGAGCUUGAAGGGCAGGUGAAGGCGCUAGAGACGAGGCUGGCGGAGUGGGAGGUGAGGGAGCUGUCUGGUUUAGGCGGUGGGGAUCGGCGUGGGAAGAGCAAGGAGCUGGAGGAGGCUCGGAAGCGGAUUGCCGAGCUUGAGGCGGAGGUUCGGAAGGUGGCUGGGGAGUCCGGGGCGGGAAAGAGGGAGGUGGAGAUGAGGGUGUUGAGGUUGGAAGGGGCGUGUGGGAAGCUAGAGGCGGAACUGCAGGAGGCGAAUACGGGGAAGAGGAGGGCAGAGGAGAGGGUAGCAGAGGUGCAGGCUCAACUGGUGGUGGUGACAUCUGAGGCCAAGGCGGGGGCGGGGAGAGCGAAGGAGCUUGACGGGCGGUUGCAGAGGGCGGAGGCGAGAGAAGGGGAGCUGAUGAGCGAGGUGCAGGGGCUUGAGGGGCGGUUGAAGGAGAUGGAGCGGGAGAAGGAGCGGUUUAGUCGGGUGCUGGGGCAGGAGGAGGCGAAGCGGGAGGCGGCAGAGGCGAGGGCGGCAGCAGGGGAGGCGGCGGGGGAGAGGGUGAGGGAGCAGAUGGGGAGGGACCUGGCCAGGAUGAAAGAGGUGGAAGCGAAGCUUACAGCGCGGUUGCAAGGGGUGGAGAGGGAUAGAGAUGAGGCGAAGGCGAGGGCGAGCAAGGCGGAGGAGGGGCAGAGGCGGGAGAAGGAGGAGCGGCAGGCGGCUGUAGCGCGGCUACAGGCGGAGGUGCAACUGCUGACUGAGCAGCUAUCCGCGUCUGUGAGCGCGAGUGGUAACUUAAGAAGGGAGAAUACGAGUGCGGUGGAAGCAGCUGAGCUGAGGGCCGCUAAGGGGAAGCUGGAGGACCGGUUGAGGCGGGCGGAAGCAGAGCUGAGGGAUGCGAUAGCCGAGAGGAACAAGGCAGAUCUUGAAGUGGAGAGUCAGCGGCGGGCUGUGGCUGCUGAGAAGGCUGCGGCGCGCAGUAGGGAAGCUGCGUGGGUGGUUGAGGCGGAGGGGCUGAAGAGGGAAGCAGCAGAGGCGGGAGAAGCGGUGGUGAAGCUGAGGGGGGUUGAGGAGGAGCGGGACGAGCUGAUUCGGCAGCUGGGGGAGGCGGAGGCGAGUGUAAAGCGGUUGGAAGCGGUGAGGGAGGAGCUUGAGGGGGAGAAGCGGGCGUUGGUGGCCCAACAGGGGAUCAUGGCGGCCAAAGUGAAGGAGUUGGAGCGGGUGAAGAGCGAUUUGGUGGCUUUGCGGACGGAGAAACAGGUGCUAGAGGAGAGACGGCUUACAUUGUCGCUUAAACUGGCGAAGAUGGAGGAGGGGUUGAGUGAGCUGGAGGAUUUACGGGCCAAGCAUGUGGUGCUGGAGGGGGAGGUGGGGGAAUUGGCAGCUAAGGCGGGGGAGGUGGUGGGGUUGAGAGAGGAGAAGAAGCGGUUGGAAGGAGUGGUGGUGGGGGGAGUGUGGGGGGGGGCGGGGGCAGCGGUUGCAAGUGCAUUGGCAGAGGAGGUGCGGCAGCUGAAGCAGCAGAAUGGGGAGCUUAAAAAGCAGUUGGCGGAGGUGAAAGGAGAGGGGGAUGGGGGGAUGGGUGUGGGCGCUGUGGGUAUGGGCGCUGGGAGCGCAAUGAAAGGCAGGCCAAUGGGGGGAGGCGGAGGGGGGAUGAUGGGCGGGGGAGGGGGCGGUGCAUUCGCCCGCGGGGGGCGGGCGGGGGGGAUAAUGUCGGCGCGGGGAGGGGAGGGCGGGGCGGAGAGGCAGGUGGAGGAGCUGAGGAAGAGGACGAUGGCUCUGGAGGGCGAGCUGCAGCGCAAGGCAGAGGCGCUGGCUGCUGCUGAGAGACAGCUGGAGGCCGCCAGGCAGGCUGCAUCUGGGGGAGGUGGCGGGAUGGAGAGCCAAGUCGGCAAGCUUGAGGACCAAGUGCGAUCUCUUGAGCAGUCUCUGGAGAGCAGCAGAGCAACAGCAGAGGCGAGGGAGCGUAGCCUGACCGAGCGGUUGGAGCAGCUGGAGGCAGCGAAUGAGCUGCUGGGGAGCAAAGGGGACAACGCCAGUGCCAGGCUGAACCAAGAGUUGCGCAAGGCGCAGCAGCGGGUGGGGGAGUUGCGCAAGGCGCAGCAGCAGGUGGGGGAGGCGCGAGUGAGGGAGGCGGAGCUGCGGUGUGCGCUGGCAGCACUCAAGGGAUCCGGCACAGAGGCACACGCACAGGAGGUGAGGGACAUGGAGAGAGGGGUGGGUGUUAUGGUGGGGGAGGAGGAGCUGCGGCAUGCGCUGGCAGCACUCAAGGGGCCUGGCGCCGAGGCACACGCACAGGAGGACCCUCGCAAGGCAGCGGCACAGCGCAUGGCGAGCGGCGUGGCAGAGAGGAUGGCGAUUCUGGAAACGGAGCUGGCAGAGGCACUGGAGGCCAACAACCGUUACAAGGAGCAACUCAAGCGUGCAAUGGCGAGCGCAGGGGCAGCAGACAGCAGUGCAGCACAGCAGUCGCACGAGGGUGAGCUGGCAGCAAGGCUUGCUGACAUGGCAGCACAGCUGGAGGAGUCCAAGCUGGCGGCGCAGACAGCCGAGGGUGAGCUGGCGCGAUUGAGGGCGGAGCACGGGGCAGUGGCUGCCAGGCUGGCACAGGCUGACGUGGACAAGAAGGGAGAGAGAAAGGUUAAGGGAGAUAUAGAGCGGAAAGCUGAGAAGAAAGAUGAGAAGAAGAGGGAGGAGAAGAAAGAGGAGAAGGAGGAAAAGCGGAGGGAGGAGAGGCGGCUGGGGUCAAGGCCUGCCAGUCCAAGGAGCAAGGUGGGGGGGAUUACGAGCAGCACUGCCACUCCUGCCAGUGCAAGUGCGGCCAGGCUGGGCAGAAGCAGCAGCUCCAGAGGCAUGGGCAUGGUCUAG